UUCCUAAUUUUAAAUAUAUUUUUUAAAUUUCCAUUUAAAUACAGUUUACAGUAAUUUAUUUAAAUCGAAAUCAGGUGGCAACGCUCCUGUUAGUUUGGUUGUUGUCUGUCAGUGUUGGCAAGACCUGACCACCCGUACAAGCUAGAUUUGAGCCAAAAUAAACUUCAAUAAGCUAAAACUAGGCUCCAAAAACAUCACAAUUGGAAAUCUUUCAAAUCCAGUGGGAAAACAGCUAAAUUGGCAACGCUGUGUCCGUCGCGUAAACAAACAAACUAAAAGUAAAUAUGGGAAACCACAAGGUUCUUCGAUCGGCGGGCAAUAACUUGCGUUAUUCCAUGUACGAGUUCAUUGAGGCGGUGCACAAUCGCUCAAUUAUAUGGGAAAGGCGCCAUCCGAACUUUCACAAUCGGGAAUUGAGGGAUCAGGCCUGGCAACAGAUUGGCCAGGAAUUGUGCAAGAAUUUUGAGACAUCCAGCGAACCGGAGAAGCAGGAAAUUGUGAAAACCCUGCUUAAACGGUGGAAAAACACGCGGGACAGCUACUUGCGGGUGCACCGGCUCCGUCAAACGGGCGAGGAGGUGGCCAGAGCCUCGUACAUCUACGAAAAAGAACUCAGCUUCCUGCUGGAUGUAAAAACCGAAUCGGAUGACGAUGAGGAACCUCCCCUGAAGAAGGAAACCAAGCCUGCAGUCAAACGAAAACGCCUUCCUGCCGUCCAGAGAACUCCAAGGAAGCGAAGAAGCUCAGCCCAUGAAUCGGAUCUGGAAACCGCUGACAAUGACCCAUCCAUUCAGGAUCAUCUGCAUUUCGUCCUGGAAGACCUGAACUACACCAGGGAAGAUCCGGCGCCAGCGGAAAAAGCUCCCGUCCCUCCGAUUUCGAGGGAUCCAAAUUGUACAAAUGCAACAAAUUCUUCCACAUCUUCAUCCGCUGAUCCAGAUCAAGCCUUCUUCGACAGCAUUAAGCCGCACAUGCAAAGAAUGUGCCCGGAUCGGAAGCUCGAUUUUCAGAUCGAGGUUCUAAAGAUACUUCGUAAUUUUAAGCCAAAUUAAAUAAUAACGUAAGUUUUAAAAUGCUUGUUUUAAGUUUGGCUUAAAAAUAACAGUCAGAGGUGCCAAUUUAGCUAUUUUUACACUAGAUCUAGCCAAAUUGUGCUGUUUUCGGAGCGAAUCUGGCAACACUUGUAACAGUGGCUUAACAGAGGAACGAAAGCUGUUAACAGAGCAAGCUAUCGUUAUCGGUUAUCGGAUUUGGGCAUAUUGCGCGGAAUUUGAAAGAUGGGAUUUAAGUAUUUGUUUAAAAUAUUUAACAUAUUUCAAUAAUUGGGACGAUAUUUUUA
Messenger RNA from Drosophila kikkawai, 1339 nucleotides. It is a transcript of the gene hng2, whose product is annotated as hinge2. NCBI's taxonomy places the organism in Eukaryota, Metazoa, Arthropoda, Insecta, Diptera, Drosophilidae. Gene Ontology annotation, molecular function: DNA binding. The record is from RefSeq and is a predicted model, not a curated record.